AUGUAUUUUCCUCGAUCAGUUCUCAUAACCGGUGCAAAUCGUGGCAUCGGCUUCGGGCUAGUUCAACAAUUUCUAAAACACCCCGAGGUCAAAAUCAUCAUCGCAACUGUUAGAAAUAUUGAAUAUGCUGACAAUUUGAACGAGAUUCAGGAUUCAAGGCUGCAUGUUUUGCCAUUAAUCGUGACUUGUGAUAAAUCAAUCGAUGAAUUGGUGGAGAAUGUGACGAAAAUUUUGGGUGAACAUCAAGGUUUGAAUUUGUUGGUGAAUAAUGCUGGAAUUGCGGUGGAGUAUGGCACGAAAUCGGUUGGUUUUUGAAUUAUUUUGGCGAUAUUUAAAGUUGACUUCAUUUCAGGAACCUUCACGUCAAAAACUGUUAGAACAACUCGAUGUAAAUUCCAUUAGCCCCGUCAUAAUCUCUCAAAAAUUUCUUCCACUUUUGCAAAAAGCUGUAGCCAAUAGCGGAAAUGCUCCGAAUUUCAGCAUCGCAAAAUCAGCAAUCAUCACGAUUUCCAGCAGAGUUGGAUCGAUUUCAGAAAAUACAAAAGAAAUGAAAUGGUCUAAUUUGCUGGCUUAUCAGAUGAGCAAGGUAGAAAUUCGCGAGUUCGGCUAACUUGUAACAUAUCUUUGCAGACCGCCGUGAAUCAAUUCACUCGAACAAUAGCCAUUGAUUUGGAGAGCGAUGGAAUUCUCGCAGCUGCAUUUUGUCCUGGUUGGGUGAAAACUGAUAUGGGAUCCGCUUACGCUGAAUUGACUGUAGAGGAAUCAACUUCAGCGUUGGUGGAGAGUUUUGCUAAAUUGACCAAGGCACAUAGUGGUGGAUUUUUCAAGCGGGAUCUCGAAGUUAUCCCGUUUUGA
Caenorhabditis angaria is the source of this 855-nucleotide messenger RNA. NCBI's taxonomy places the organism in Eukaryota, Metazoa, Nematoda, Chromadorea, Rhabditida, Rhabditidae. The record is from the annotation of a GenBank genome assembly.